UAUUAUUUAUUUAUUGAUCGAUUGCUUCGCUCUUAGUCGUGGAACUCGUUGCUGCCUCCAUAUUAUCCAGCUUCAAUCUGUGACACUAAAAUAUUAAUCAGUGCAAAAUGUCUUCUCAUUUAGAUGAUCUUUUCAAGCCGCUUGUGCUUAUAACAGGUUUCGGCCCAUUUAUAAAUCACCCGGUAAAUGCAAGUUGGGAAGCCGUGAAAAUAAUGAACAAAGAUGAAAUCGAGAAGAAACAUAAUGUAGACUUGGUUCAAAUAGAAAUACCAGUCACAUAUGAAAACGUAGAUGAAUUUGUGCCCGCCAUCUGGAAAACACACACACCAAAGCUCAUGAUCCAUGUUGGAGUGUCAAGCAGAGGCAAGUGCUUGGAGAUAGAAUCCCAAGCCCACAGGAAGGGCUACACCAGACCGGACUACUUUGACAAGUGUCCCGCUAACAACACCUGCACGUCUGAGGGAGCCAUCAGGAUUCAGACCAAACUUGAUGUGGAGCGGAUCAGCAACGCAUUCAAUGGUGAUAACCCACCAGAGACGAAAAUCAGGACUGAAGUAUCGAAGGAUGCCGCUAGGUAUCUAUGCGAGUAUAUCUACUACACCUCGCUGAGUAUAGACAGUACGCGCACUCUGUUCGUGCACGUGCCCGCCAUGGACAUCUACACCCCGCAGGAGACCGCCCGGGCGCUGGAGCGCAUCCUAGACCUCUGCAUGGAGCAGAUCAACGAGCUGGAUGCUGAUCUCGUCAACAAGAUGAAGGAAGCCAGACUUGAGGAACAAAAAUAGCAAUUAGCCCUUGGAGAAGCCCGGAAACGGGCUUUUAUUGCGAAACAUGGAUAUAUUCGCUAUUACGCACGAACCUGCAUGUCGGAAAUCAAAUACUUUACUAUAUAUUACUUAGGAGUGCUGGCAACAAAAGCUCUUAAAUUUUACAGACGCAUGAUUAUAGAUGAUAUGAAGAGGGGACCUCGUCCACCGUUUCUCACUUUUAAGAAUAUAGAUUCGAUUGACUAGGUAGACAGGUCAAGUUGCACCCAACUCGACUGUAGAAAUAGUGUUGCUUUGUCGUCAUUUAUAACAUAUGAAAAAUAUAUAUAUUGUGUGUGUGUAUCAUAUCAUGUAGGUAGCCGACUUAUGUAACUGAAACGGCCACAUAUAAAAUUUAAGACUUUUAAAAUGUGUAAUUCCAAACUUAAAUUUCCCUAAUAUAAUGUAGAACAUUUAUUAGUAGGGGGCUCUGAUUGUAUGCCCUAGACGUAACAUUUUAAUCGCUAUGUAUUUUACACGAUUUGAUAACUUAUACUUGUAGAGAGGUACCAUGUACCUAAUAUUUACUCAUAACUUAAAAACAAGUAGACCGUUCAUUACAUAAUUAAGAAUUUAAGACUACUAAGAAUAUAGUUCAGGCAGGGCUUGGCCGAACGUAAGUUCGAUAGGAAAACGACUGGCAACUUAAUUUUUUAGUCUUGUAUACGAUAAAGUUUUUAUGCAUUAUUACUUAUACCUAUUUGCAAACAAUGGCUGUGUUGUAUUCGAAUAUCUAGGACCUUACAUGCGUAAACUUGUUGCAGCAAACUGUAAGUAACGUCUACCACUCAUUCACGCUGAGGCGUUAACACAGAUUUCGAACACAAUUCUCUAUACAAAUUGUGAACUUAUUCACCGCUGCAGCUCAACCAGCGUAUCCGUGCAUUUAGUUAUUAGAUAUUUAUCAUUGUUGAUUUGAAUACGUUUUAUUAAAUUAUUUUUAACGAUUAUAAUUCUAUAGGAAGAUAGCUGAAUUCAUUUUUCAAGCAGCAAUCUUCCAGAAUAGAAACGAGCUGUUAACUAAUCGAAUGUUAAGUACUUACACCUAAGCCAGCACUGUAAAGGUGGAUUGUGACAAAAUGCGUACCUACUACGGUUUCGAAGUAUAGAGCAUUUUGAGGGUGUCGGUACAUAAUAAGCCUGAUAUAUAUAAGGGCAUAAACUGCGUUACGCGUGUGUACGCACGUGAGCACGUCGCGGGCCACGCUUCUGGUGCACGCACGUGAGCACGUUCGCGUGCUUAUGCGCGGGCAUCGGCGCGUGCAUCCGCGUAACGCAGUUUUCUCAGUACAAUUUUGACGUUGGAGGUGUACAGUCGAGUAAUUAUGGAUAAAUUAAUGUUGUAUUAUUUAUCAAGACGACGGCGACGACGAUUAUUUCGCUUGAUUGGUCCCAUAUGGCAGGACGACACUGAACUUCAACAAUUACCCUUUCUGUAUCAAAAUUUGUAAUUUUUUGUUAUGGGCCGGGCACGCGCGUGCGGUCGGUUCGAGAUAGCGCUGUCAACUGAACAAGCACGCGCGUGCACCCGCUAGCGGGCUUCGCGCGUGGACCCGUCCAACGUGAUGCGUGAUCGCGUCGCGUGCAUGCGUGCCCCAUUGCACGGAAGUAUCACGCGACGGGCUCACGAGCGUGUGCACGCGCAUGGGCACGCGCGGGUCGUUUUUGUAUGGACACGCGAGAGGCACGCUUAACGCAGUUUAUGCCCUAAUAAUCACACUAAAAUUAUAAAUACAGAAUUACGGAGUACAUUACUAAGCUUCACGCCCAAGACUGAUAUAUCCACUAGGGGCUACUCCUUUUUACUGCGACCUGUUAUAUAACACCAUCGAUAAAAUAACGAUGCGUACUGAAAUUAAUAUAAUUCAGAAUUGUAUUCUGUAGAUUACUCUAGAAUCUUUCUAGUUUUAAGACUGUAUCAAAGUAGAUAUUCUAUAUAAUGAUGUAUUAGUAGUGAUAGUUCAAUGCAGGUAUUAUAAUAAUAAACGUAUUAGUUGUUCAAAA
Messenger RNA from Trichoplusia ni (cabbage looper), 2810 nucleotides. Its product is annotated as pyroglutamyl-peptidase 1-like. Lineage: Eukaryota; Metazoa; Arthropoda; Insecta; Lepidoptera; Noctuidae. Gene Ontology annotation, molecular function: pyroglutamyl-peptidase activity. The transcript is spliced from 3 exons. Bases 108 to 785 code for a protein of 225 amino acids. The record is from RefSeq and is a predicted model, not a curated record. Gene Ontology annotation, biological process: proteolysis. Gene Ontology annotation, cellular component: cytosol.